Molecule: messenger RNA, 2205 nt
Organism: Batrachochytrium dendrobatidis JAM81
Lineage: Eukaryota; Fungi; Chytridiomycota; Chytridiomycetes; Rhizophydiales
Exons: 9
Coding region: 1-2160 (719 amino acids)
Molecular function (GO): acyltransferase activity
Source: RefSeq, a predicted model, not a curated record
AUGCACUACUCCAACACACCGUUUGUGCAGCCUUUUUCAAAAAAAGUUCGUCCUUUAUGGCGACUAUCUUUGCCACUGCCUUUAUCUAUGAGCUUUCUUUUGACGGACUUUCUGACCGUAUGUGGGAUUCUGUCAACAAGGGUACACAAUGCUUCUCUGCAAACACAACUACGUCUAAAUUCUACAGGUGCUCCUCGAACAUUCGAUAAUCAUGAAAAGCUCCCUCGACUCCCGAUCCCGUCUUUGCAAAACUUGGCUGACAAAUAUCUUUCAAGCUGCAAGCCGCUUCUUUCAAGUGAGCUUUUUAGCGAGUCAGAGACUCGAGUCAAGGAAUUUAUUGCCCCUAAUGGACUUGGUGAACGACUCCAAGAACGCCUUAUUGAGCAUGAUCUGAAGGAACCAAACUCGUGGUUGGAGGGUUUUUGGCUCAAAGCAGCCUAUUUAGGUUGGCGUGAAUCAUUGUUAACCAAUUCCAAUUGGUGGUGCUUAUUUGUCAAGCCUCCAAAUCAGCCUGUGGAUCUCUUAAAAAAGCAUCCUCCGUCUGGAGUACUAAGUUCAUUCCAGAUUCAGCGUGCUGCUGGAAUUAUUUCAAAUGCCUUGACUUUUAAAGAUCUGUUAGACAGUCAGCAGAUUCCACCAGAAUACAGCGGAUCUACUCCACUGUGCAUGAAUCAAUACCGUAAUCUGUUUUCCACUACAAGAGUUCCAGGAAAAUAUGAAGAUCUUUUAAUUUCCAAGCACCCUUCAAGGUCUACUCACAUCAUCGUACUGACAAAAGACCAAAUAUACAAAGUCGAGGUUCUUGACAAGAAUGGAUCUCGUGUUUCUCUUAAGGAAAUUGAAAGACAAUUAUAUGCAGUCGGCCAAAGUAGUUUAGAAGCAGCUCCACAACCAGCUGUUUGUAUUCUGACUGCUGCUCAUCGUGACGUAUGGUUCAAGGCAUACUCAAAGCUAUGCAGUUUAAGCUCUACCAACCAAGAUAAUUUCAAGGCAAUAAACGAGGCUCUUUUUGCAGUGUCUCUAGACGACCACGCUAGUUUCCAUAAUGUCAAUGCAUCACAUUUGCAAAUGUUCCAUAAUCGUGGCGGAAGAAACAGAUGGUUUGAUAAAGCGAUAUCGUUUAUUAUUUCGUCUAGCGGCCAGGCUGGUGUAAAUGGCGAGCAUGCCUCCGCAGAUGCUGUUGUUCCAGGCAACCUGAUUCGCUUUAUUGUUUCACAUGAGCCCGCUACAGAUCCUGUGAAUGCCAACACAACCACACAACUCCCAGCACCACAAAGACUUGAUUGGACAAUAGACGAUGAGAUUCAGCAGUGUAUCUCUACUGAAAUACAGUUGGCUAAAACUAUGUCUGCAUCUAUUGAUAGUUGUUUGCUUCACACUGAUGUAUAUGGAUCUCGCUUUAUCAAAGAGGUUGCUAAAACGAGUCCAGAUGCGUAUAUACAACUGGUUCUUCAACUUUCAUAUUAUCGUCAAAGCGGAUCAGUUUCGGCUGUUUACGAAACGGUUUCAACAAGAGGAUUCAAACAUGGUCGUACUGAAACUGUGCGUAGCAUGUCGGCUGAGACGCGAGCAUUUGUGGAAGCAUUUGAUGAUGACAAUAUUUUGUAUGAUGAUAAGCGCGAUCUCUUUUCAAAGGCAAUUGCUACUCAGACCAGCUACAUGAAGCAAGCAGCAAAUGGACAGGGUAUUGAUCGACAUUUGCUUGGACUGCAAUCUAUGCUUACAGACGAAGAAAAGACCCAGCCUAGCAUUUUUAAUGAUGCUGGAUUUUCUGUUUCACAAACGUUUAAUCUUUCUACAAGCAAUAUGUCACCAGGAGAUCUCUUUUAUGGUGGUUUUGGACCAGCCACUUCCGACGGCUAUGGAAUCAACUACGCUAUUGACACGGACGAAAUCAAGUUUUCAAUUUCUUCACGAAACAGCUCUCGUACCGCAAAUGCGUUCAAACUACGAAGCACCAUUACUCGUACUUUGGUUGACAUGUUAAUCCUCUUUCCAAAAAGAACUGAGGUUUGGGGAUACGGCUGGCUUGAAAAACAUAAAAAGGAAAAAAAGGAUGCUAAUAUCUUUAAAAAAAUGCAAGAACUAAGCAACACAUAUCGGUCCAAUCAAAAGGUUAUUGCUGCACGGUACAAGAAUGGUUUGGGUAAGCAAAACUGAUUAGUAUUCAUGAUAAAGUUUAUCAAUAAAUCAGCUUUGUACGGG